AUGAAGUCCUCGGCAGCCUGCGGGCAGCCCCGUGUGUCCAGCCGGAUCGUGGGGGGCCACGAUGCCAGGGAUGGAGAGUGGCCAUGGCAGGCAAGCAUCCAGCACCGUGGGGCCCACGUGUGCGGAGGGUCACUUGUUGCGCCCCAGUGGGUGCUCACAGCAGCGCACUGCUUCCCCAGAUGGUCACUGCCAUCCGAGUACCACGUGCGCCUGGGGGCACUGCGCUUGGGCCUCAUGUCACCCCAUGCACUCUUGGCACCUGUGUGGCGGGUGAUGCUGCCCCUGGACUACGCUGAGGAUAAGGCCCAGGGUGACCUGGCAUUGCUGCAGCUUCGCCGUCCUGUGCCACUGAGUGCCCGCGUCCAACCUGUCUGCCUGCCUGCACCUGGCUUCUACGCAUCACCCGGCUCACAGUGCUGGGUCACUGGCUGGGGCAGCCUUCGCCCAGGAGUGCCACUCCCAAAGUGGCGACCCUUGCAGGGAGUAAGGGUGCCACUGCUGGACUCACGAGACUGUGACCGCCUCUACCACGUGGGCACUGAUGUGCCCCAGGCUGAGCACAUAGUGCAGCCAGGGAACCUGUGUGCUGGCUACCUCGAAGGCCACAAGGAUGCCUGCCAGGGUGACUCUGGGGGACCCCUGACCUGCGUGCGAUCUGGGCGCUGGGUCCUGGUGGGCGUGGUGAGCUGGGGUAAGGGCUGUGCCCUGCCCAACCGUCCAGGUGUCUAUACCAACGUAGCCAAGUACAGCCCCUGGAUCCAGGCUCGCCUCAGCUUCUAA
Molecule: messenger RNA, 780 nt
Organism: Castor canadensis (American beaver)
Lineage: Eukaryota; Metazoa; Chordata; Mammalia; Rodentia; Castoridae
Product: serine protease 33
Biological process (GO): proteolysis
Molecular function (GO): serine-type endopeptidase activity
Source: RefSeq, a predicted model, not a curated record